Molecule: messenger RNA, 788 nt
Organism: Cladocopium goreaui
Lineage: Eukaryota; Dinophyceae; Suessiales; Symbiodiniaceae
Source: the annotation of a GenBank genome assembly
AUGAAAUCUACGCAAAAAACCCUCGUUGUUUUUGGGCGUCCCAAACCUCCAUCCCCCCGCGCCACCAAUAGGUGGGUCUAUUUCGCGCCGCAUGUCUUCUCGGCGAUUCUGUGGUGGAAUUUGAGUUGGAUUCAGUUGAUCAAGUGGAUUCGCGCCAAGCACUUAUGGCUCCACCGUUGGAAUGGACGCAUCCAGGUCCUCGCCAUGCUUGGGCAGAUCAUCACCGGCACGGGCUUAGCCUUGAAAUCGCCCACGCCCGGCAUCCGCAUGCUGAGCAUCGCCUAUGGAGCUGCCAUGGCCUACGUGUGGACACAGACGGUCUACCACGUCCUGCGGAAGGACAUCGUCCGCCACAAGUAUUGGGCCACCAAGAUGUUUGGCUAUGCGCAAGCCAUUGCUCUGCAGCGAGUCUUCCUCUUCUUCUUCAUGGUCUUGACGGUCGCGGGCGUGCCCUUGUACACGCCACUGGAUCAGCUUCAAAGUCAGGCGGCGCGCGAUGCUGAAACCUUGCAGAUGUUCAACGACUCCUUCUCAAUGUGCAUCUACUCUGCCAUUGUUCUGACCGAGUGGUAUCAAGCUGCUGAGCACAACCAGCUAUUGGAAUACCGAGUUCAAGAGGCCAAAGAGAAGUUGCCGCUGACCGGCAACGGCGCUGCGAAGCCCCUGCUGCGGUGAGAGCAGCGGUAGUUUUUAUCAAUUUUUAUCGGAGCCUGGGAUGGGUAGGUCCCGAGAUCCGGGGAAUGUACCCAAUUUUUGGACACACCCACAUCCGGUGAAAACCUUUUGUG